CCUUUCCGUCCGCGUGCCCGUGGGUUUGCCUGUGUGUCUACGCCGAAGGGUUUCAUCAGGGAAGAGAAAUGCCGUCAAAAAUCACUUUUGACACCAAAGACCAAACCAUGGAGGAAGAUUUGGACACUGUGAACGAGGCUAAAACCCUGAAGAACAAGACCAAGGAGGGCAAGAAGCUGAAGAAGAAGAAGCAGUUGGAGGACCAGGAAGAGCAGGCCGACCCAGCCUGUGAACCUCCAGCACCAAAGAAGAAAAAGAAAAAAGACAAGCUGGCAGCGGAUCAAGUGACCAAUGACCACUUAGAAGAUGAGGCCACAGACAUGAAUGGCAACAGUAAUGGUGUUGAAACACCAAAGCAGAAGACUAAGAAGAACACUGAUGGAGACACAGAGAAAAAGAAGAAGAAGCAAAAGAAAGCAAUCGCAGAGGCAGCAACCAACGGACAUUCCACCCCAAACACCCCUGUUCAGACACCAUUACAGUCAAGUGAAGAGUCAGCCAGUGACUGUGAAAAAGAAAUGGAGGAGACACCAGAGCAGAAGGAAGGGGCCUUCUCCAACUUCAGGAUCUCCCAGGUCACCAUUGGUAAACUGAAAGCUCGUGGAGUCUCUUACCUGUUUGACAUUCAGGUGAAGACAUUUAAUCAUGUAUAUGAUGGAGAAGAUGUGAUUGCCCAGGCCCGCACUGGAACAGGAAAGACUUUCUCCUUUGCCAUACCAUUGGUGGAGAAGCUCCAAAAGGAUUUGGUGGACAUGGCCAGAGGCCGGGCUCCCAAGGUCCUGGUGUUAGCUCCAACCAGAGAGUUAGCUAUCCAGGUCGCUAAGGACUUCAAAGACAUCUCCAAGAGACUGGCUAUCGCCUGUUUCUAUGGAGGCAGCUCGUACAACCCACAGAUUGAUGCUAUCCGUAAUGGAAUUGAUAUUUUGAUUGGAACCCCUGGUCGUAUCAAAGACCACAUCCAGAACCAUAAACUCGACCUCACAAAGCUGAAACACGUUGUUCUGGAUGAAGUAGACCAAAUGUUGGACAUGGGGUUUUCAGAACAGGUUGAGGAAAUUUUGGCUUCAUCGUAUAAGAAAGACUGUGACUCCAACCCCCAGACUCUCCUUUUUUCGGCCACCUGCCCCUCCUGGGUCUAUGAUGUGGCCAAGAAAUACAUGAGACCAGGAUGCAAACACAUCGACCUGAUUGGCAAGAAAACACAGAAAGCUGCAACAACGGUGGAACAUCUGGCCAUAGCGUGCCACUGGUCACAGCGUGCAGCCGUGGUAGGUGAUGUGAUCCAGGUUUACAGCGGCAGCCACGGCCGAACCAUCGUGUUCUGUGAGACAAAGAAAGAGGCCAACGAACUUUCCAUGAAUGCAUCCAUCAAACAGAGUGCCCAGUCCCUUCAUGGUGAUAUUCCUCAGAAACAGAGAGAGCUGACACUGAAGGGCUUCAGGAAUGGUGCCUUUGAGGUUCUGGUUGCCACCAACGUUGCAGCCCGUGGAUUAGAUAUCCCUGAAGUCGACCUGGUGGUCCAGUGCUCUCCACCCAAGGAUGUGGAGUCGUACAUCCAUCGUUCGGGACGUACGGGCCGAGCAGGCAGGACUGGAGUCUGCAUCUGUUUCUACCAGAGAAAAGAAGAGGACCAGCUGCGAUACGUAGAAAACAAAGCGGGUAUUACAUUCAGACGAGUUGGUGUUCCCACUGCCAAUGAUAUCAUCAAGUCAUCAAGCAAAGAUGCUGUCAGGUUUCUGGACUCUGUUCCAGUCACAGCUAUCGGAUACUUCAGAGCAUCAGCCGAGAAGCUGAUCGAGGAGAGAGGAGCAGUUGAUGCACUGGCUGCUGCCCUGGCCCAUAUUUCUGGAGCCACAAGUCUGGAGCAGAGAUCGCUUCUCAACUCUGAUGCUGGUUACACCACCAUGCAGCUGGUGUGUUCUCAGGAGAUGCACAAUCUGGGUUACGCCUGGAGGACCAUCAAAGAACAGCUUGGAGAACAGAUCGAGAACCAGAUUCACAGAAUGACCUUCCUCAAAGGCAGAACAGGAGUUUGUUUUGAUGUCCCAGCUGACAAAGUCAAGGAGGUUCAGGAGAACUGGAAGGACGGUCGCCGCUGGCAACUGACUGUAGCCACAGAGCUCCCAGAGCUGGAGGAGAAGCAGUUCAGUAACCGUGGUGACAGAGGCUUUGGCAGUGGUAACCGAGGUGACAGAGGAGGAGGGUUCAGAGGUGGAAGGGGACGGAAUUUUGGAGGAAAUGGUGGCCGUGGUAACGGGUUCCGGAGCGGCAGUGGUGGCUAUGGCAACAACAGAGGAGGACAGAAACGGAGCUUCAGCCAAGCUUUUGAUUACUGAAGUACCAACCUGUGGACUGAUAAGACUGACUGUCACUCAUCUGGGCUGGCAGUGGUUUUUGUUGGCUGUCAGUGGGAGUGCUCGAUGUAUGGCUGGUGGAAAUCUCCAUUGUGACACAAGCUGAAUUGUAAGCUGUCAAGUAUUGAUGAGUUUAAUACACACAGGCCAUUAAAUUACAGAUUUUCAAACAUAUAUGGAGAGAAAAUUAUCUGAAGAAUAUGAUUUAUUUCCAGAUAGCCGCAUCCAAAGGGUUUAAGAUUUUCUGUGUACAAUAUAUUAACACAGUACCACUGGCAGCCAUUUUAUAAUGCCUGAUGUGUGUUUCUUUCAGGUGACACAUUAGAUGAAACCCAUGAAAUGACAUGUUUUCAACAGUUUUCAUUACAUAAAUUAGUACAUAAGUCACUUGCUCUGUUUUCAGCAGCAGAGGGUCAAAGCACCUGCUAGUCAACCUGUUGUAAUAGUUUUGCAUUAUGUGACGAAAUGAAUUGAAAGUUUGAACGUGUCAUCCAUUGGGUUUUAGCUAAAGUGUCACUUUUUUUUUCUAUAUAAUGGGUGUUUGGGGAACAGUGGCAGCAAUCAGACUUGAGCCUUGGUCCAAAACAGAAGGCACACCAUCCUGACAUGACAACUUGUAAACAUGCCACUUGUUGCAUGACUACACUAGCUAACUCUGAGUGUGCACUACCAAGAAGGUGCACCUUAAACUGAUACUGUGUCAUGCGGGUGGCAUUGUGCUUCUGCUCUGCCUCCACAGAAAACAGUGGUUAAAUGGGUUUUGACCUUUACAGCUGUGCUCAAUGUCAGGUUACUGCUUCAACCUCAGCUGAAACCUCUGUCCCCAAAAAUAUACUGGAUGAUUGCUUUGCAAUUGCCUCUAUUUAAUAACAUUGUCUACUUCUUCCAUUCAUUUGAAUGAAAUGACUUAUUCAUUAAAAAAAGGUCAACUCA
Molecule: messenger RNA, 3287 nt
Organism: Toxotes jaculatrix (banded archerfish)
Lineage: Eukaryota; Metazoa; Chordata; Actinopteri; Toxotidae
Gene: ddx21
Product: DEAD (Asp-Glu-Ala-Asp) box helicase 21
Exons: 16
Coding region: 69-2336 (755 amino acids)
Molecular function (GO): RNA helicase activity; ATP binding; RNA binding
Source: RefSeq, a predicted model, not a curated record